CCCCGGCCCCCCGGCUCUGCCCUCCCUCCCCCGGUGCCGCGGCGGCGCGGCCCCAGCGCCGUGGGACGGGACGGGACGGGACAAGACGGGUUGCCGGCCGGCCCCACGCCAGCCCCACGCGGUUCUCCUGACGCGCUUUGUGCCGUGGGUCAGGCCCGAGCCCGCGGGCUCCCGGCGGCGGGUCCCGGGCAGCGGUGCUGCAGGGACCCCCUCGACCCCAGCACCAUGUCCCAGCCGCCCUCCUUUGCCGUCCGCGUCCCCGAGGACACUGACAGCGAUGGCCAGGAGCCGAGCCCAGACAACGAAGGAGCCCUGCACACCUCCUUCCACCAGCUCAUCCAGGAGCAGAGCAGCUUGGUCGAGGCGGGUCUGGAGCUGGAGAUGCAGGCGAGGGACAGAGAGCACCCGGCUCUCCUGGCCCCCCCAGACACCCGGGCUGUGGCGAGGUUGGAGCCCAGGCAGGGCGAGCAGCACCCCAGUUACUCCUCUGCCUCCCUGCGCAUCCUCGCCAGCAUGCCCAGCCGCACCAUCGGUCGCAGCCGCGGGGCCAUCAUCGCCCAGUACUACAACCGCACAGCCCGGCUGCGGCGCCGGAGCAGCCGCCCACCCCUGCAGCAGCUCUGCCGCGCGGCACGGCCCAGCCUGCGCCAGUACGACCUGGAGACCGACCCUGCCACGGCCACGCUGGAAGAGAAGCGGAACCUGCUGGUGAAGGAGCUGCUGAGCCUUUCGCCCAGCCAGUGCAGCCACAUGCUGCUCAGCGUGCCCCUCAGCCUGGCAGAGAAACGCGCCCUCCGGCAGGAGCUGAGCGGGCAGCGGGGGCCCCCGAGGCAGCACGCCCAGCACCAGCCCCCCUCCUCUCCCUGCGGGUGGUCCAAGGAGCACAUCGUCCUCGGCUGCCGGGGCCUCUGGUACAGGCUCCUCUCCCUGCUCCCCGCCGCGCAGCCCUGGCACUACGCCCUGAAGCAGAUCAGCGGCCGAUUCGGCUCCAGCGUCCUCUCCUACUUCCUCUUCCUCAAGACGCUCCUUAUGUUCAACAUCAUCUCAUUCCUCAUCCUCCUGGUCUUUGUGGUGGCCCUGCAGGCUGCGUAUCCCCCUGCCUCGGCCAACCCCCAGCCCUUCACCGGCCUCGAGCUCCUCACAGGAGCGGGCUACUUCACUCACUCGCUGCUGUACUACGGCUACUACAGCAACGUCACCCUCAACGACCCCUGCGCCUCCAGCCCCAAUGGCAGCGCGUGCCCCCUCGCAGCCCCCCCGCUCCUCUACAACAUGCCACUGGCCUACGUGUUCAGCGUUGGGGUCUCCUUCCUCGUCACCUGCAUCCUGCUGGUGCACAGCAUGUCCCGCUCCUUUGGGGAGAGCUACCGCGUGGGCAGCUCCACGGGGGACUUGGCGACCAAAGUCUUCUGUGCCUGGGACUUCAAGGUGAUCCAGAGGCGCUCAGUGAAGCUGCAGUGUGAGAACAUCUGCACCCAGAUGAAGGAGCUGCUGGCGGAGCAGCGUUCCCGCUCGCGCUCCCGGAGCCUCUGCCAGCGCCUGGGCCACUCCGCGGUGCUUCUCCUGGCCUGGGCCCUCUCGCUGAGCACGGCGCUGGGCUGCGUGCUGGCCGUGCACUACUUCUGGGAGCACAUGCACGCGGUUCAGCAGGAGCACCGAGCGCGGGGCAGCGGCGAGCGGCAGCGGGAAGCCAUCCUGCUGGUCCUGCCCCUCGUGGUGUCUCUCCUCAACGCGCUGAUGCCCCACCUGUACAAUUUGCUGGCGACGUGGGAGAAGCAGGACUCCCCCGUGGCACAGGUCUACGUGGCGAUCUGCAGGAACCUCAUUCUGAAGAUGGUGGUCCUCGGUCUGCUCUGCUACCAGUGGCUCAGCCGGAGAGUCGUCUGCUCCACAGAGGAGUGCUGGGAGACGUGUGUGGGGCAGGACCUGUAUCGCUUCGUGGUGAUGGACUUCAUAUUCACCCUGCUGGACACGCUUUUUGGGGAGCUGGUCUGGAGGCUGAUCUUGGAGAAGAGGCUGAGGAGGAGGCAGAGGCCCGAGUUUGAUAUUGCCCGAAACGUGCUGGAGCUGAUCUAUGGGCAGACCCUGACCUGGCUGGGCGUUCUCUUCGCACCCCUCCUGCCAGCCGUGCAGACGCUGAAGCUGCUGCUGCUGUUCUAUAUCAAAAAGACCAGCCUGAUGCAGAACUGCCAGGCCCCCAGCAAGCCCUGGCAAGCGUCUCACAUGAGCACUGUCUUCAUCACGCUGUGCUUCCCGUCCUUCCUGAGUGCAGCCCUCUUCCUCUCCUACACCAUCUGGUCGGUGCGGCCGUCAGAAACCUGUGGUCCCUUCCAGGGACUGGAAACCAUCUACAAGUCAGCGAAGACCUGGGUGCAAGUGCUGGAGAAGUCCAGCCCAAACAUCGCCUGGUUUGCCUGGGUGCACCAGCACCUCGUGGAGAACACUUUCCUCCUGUUCCUCAUGUCCGGGGUCCUGCUAGCCGUGAUCUACUUCAACAUCCAGGUGGUGAGAGGGCAGCGGAGGAUCAUCCGCCUGCUGAGGGAGCAGAUCGCCAACGAGCACGUCCCGGGGCUGCUCACUGCAGUGUCUCUGCUGUUGCAGGAAGGGGAAGAUAAAACAUUCCUCAUUCAGAAGCUUUACUCCGUUUAUGAGCAGAGAGAGAGACGCGCCUGAGUCCCAGUGUGGGGCGGUGCUGCCUGCCCCCAGCAGCAGACACUCGGGGUCUCAGGGACUGCAUCUCUCCUCUCCGUGUCGGACUCUCCACGAAGGAGCUGGACAGGACCAGACUCUGCUCGCAGCCAGGGACUGGAUCCGGCCAUCUGUCUGAGCCGUCGCGGCGUGGCACGGGAAGCAGCCGGACUGCGGGGUGCGGGGGAAGAUCCUCUCCUGUGGGUUGCAGCGGCCAAGGACCCGUUGGGAUACAUGGUCUGGCAGCUCCGCGGGGAUGCUGUGGCACAGGAACGUGGGUGCUCCCACUGCCCGGAGCUGCUGGGGACGCAGCAGGACCGGGCCCAGGACUGCCAUCGCGUCCCAGGGCACUGCUCUGUGCAGGGCUGGCUCGCCAGCAGCACCCUUCUCCGUGGGUGGUUACUGUUAGCAGAGAACAGCUCUGGGCUGUUUUCAGAAGCCUCCAGAGACAGUGAAGCUUUCUGGCUGGAGAGAACCUGCAGCCCCUUUUGCACUGCUCAUACCUUCCCCACGAACGAGACCACGCGGGCCCCCCGCCGCCGGCCAGGCAGCCCUGCGGCACACUGUGCCUGCCCGCAGGACAGGCUCAACAAACCCACCAUGGUACUGAGGAACCUGAAGGCUCUGGCUCCCUGCCGACCUGGCCCAUUAAAGAGUGUCUGCGCA
Molecule: messenger RNA, 3354 nt
Organism: Tyto alba (common barn owl)
Lineage: Eukaryota; Metazoa; Chordata; Aves; Strigiformes; Tytonidae
Gene: TMC6
Product: transmembrane channel like 6
Exons: 21
Coding region: 226-2673 (815 amino acids)
Cellular component (GO): plasma membrane
Molecular function (GO): mechanosensitive monoatomic ion channel activity
Source: RefSeq, a predicted model, not a curated record